Paramecium tetraurelia is the source of this 4431-nucleotide messenger RNA. RefSeq lists its product as uncharacterized. The record is from RefSeq and is a predicted model, not a curated record. Gene Ontology annotation, molecular function: GTPase activity; GTP binding. NCBI's taxonomy places the organism in Eukaryota, Ciliophora, Oligohymenophorea, Peniculida, Parameciidae. The transcript has 5 exons.
AUGAAGAAAUCAUUCAAAGAAGAAGCAAUGCCUCUUAUUUUUUACUAAUAAGAAACACAAACUUAUCAAGUAAACCCUGAUGCGAUAGAAAUAAUAAAAAAUAUUCCAUCACCCAUCGGAAUAGUUGGAGUCGCAGGCAUGUAUAGAACAGGGAAAUCCUACCUCCUCAAUAGAAUGCUUCUAAAUAGAUCUGACGGUUUUGGUGUUGGUCCAACUGUACUACCAUGCACUAAGGGACUUUGGAUGUGGGGCAAACCAUUACUAGGUUAAACGAGUGAUGGAGAAAGCUGUUCAAUCUUAGUCGUUGAUAGCGAAGGAUUGGGUGCUCCAGAUGAAGACUCUACGCAUGAUAUUAGAAUCUUCUCUUUAACCAUUCUAUUGACAUCAUGUUUCAUCUACAAUUCUGUGGGCAGUAUCGAUGAAAAUGCCCUUCAAAACCUUAGUCUCGUUGUCAAUCUCACUAAAAACAUUUAAUUAAAGAGUGGGUAAUCCCUUCAAGAACUUGAGGAUUUAUCAUAAUACUUUCCACAAUUUUAUUGGGUUGUGAGAGACUUUACACUUCAACUAAUUGACAAGAACAGAGAACAAAUUACAUCUAAGGAUUACUUAGAAAAUGCACUUGUCAUCUAGAAGGGAUCCUCAGAAGGAAUUGAUCAGAAGAAUAAAAUUAGAAAAUUGUUGUCAACCUUUUUUAAAGAUAGAGAUUGUAUUACAUUAGUAAGACCUUUGACGGAAGAAAGCAGUCUCCAAAAUUUAGAAAACUUAGAUUUUGAUAAGUUAAGACCUGAAUUUUUUGAAUAGGUCAUCAAUCUAAGAAAAAAAAUACUCAAUAGAAUCAGACCAAAAAUGUUGAAUGGAAAGACACUUUCUGGUUAAAUGUAUUGUGAUUUAAUUCGUUCCUAUGUCACAGCCAUUAAUAAUGGAGCUGUCCCUGCCAUUGAAUCUGCUUGGACUUAUAUUUGCAAGAAUGAAUGUUAAAAGGCCGUUGCUGAAGCAUUUGAUACUUAUGAAUAAAUCCUUAAGGAAAAUCUUCACAAUAGAUUCCCCAUCUCUAAUGAAGAUUUAAAAGCCUUUAAUAAAAGUCUUAAGGAAUAGGCCUUCGCCUUAUUCAAAAAGAAAUGUGUUGGAGAUGCUGAUGAAUACAAAUUCGAAUUAUAACGAAGAAUUAAAUAGAGAUUUGCUGCAGUGAAAUAGGAAAAUGAUAGAGAAGGUUCAAGAAUGUGCUCUUAAUUCAUUUAAUAAGAAUUCUAGCCAAUCGAUAGAAAACUUAAACUAGGAGAAUACAAAUCUUUUGGAGAGUAUGAAAAAGAUAUCAAAAUGUUUUACAACUUUUUUAUUGAAAAUGGACCUAAAGUGGGAACUAGAAAUUAAAUCAUUUUAGAAUAUCUAUAAAGAGCCUUAAUUGAAGGAUCUAAUCUAUUUAUUAGAUAAUAUGCUCAAGAGACAGAUAUGAUGAAAAAUGUCGCUUCUGAGACUCAAAAAAAAUUAGAAUAGGAAUUGAAAGAAGUUAGAUAGGAUAGUUUGAAAGAUAAAAAUAAUCUGUUGAUGAAAUUGGCAUAAGUAGAGAGUGAAAAAAGUGAAAUAGAACUAAGGGAGUAAGUUGCCAGGGAUAACUUAGAAGAACUUAAAAUACAAAAGGAGUAAGUAGAAAGGGAUUUGAAAUUAGAAUCUGAAAAUGAAAAAAUUGAAUUAACUAGAUAAAUUUAAGAAUUAAGGGGAUAGGUCUUAAAAGCAGAAGAAUUCAAUAAGGAUAUGGAGAGGAAUACUCUUUUUGGAAAUUCUGAGUUUGAAAAGGAGAGAGCUCUUUUGGAAUAAAAAAUUACUUUCUUUGAGAAGUUAGUCAAUGAGAUGAAUGCAAAAGAAGUUGAAUAUUAGAAUGAAAUAAAAAAUCUCAGAAAAGAGCAUAGUUUACAAUCAAAGGAUUAACAAACAAAGUCUGAUUAAAUGAUUAGAUAAUUAUAAUAGAAACUCAGUGAUUUGCAGGAGAAACUUAAUGAGAUGGAAAAUGAAUUAAUUGAGAAAGAAUCCAAUUUCGAGAAUGACUUCAAAAAGUUUGAACAUAAAGAACGAAGUUUAACCAAAUAAAACUUUGAAUUGAAUGAAUAAAUACAAACAUUGACAAGAGAACUCAGAGAAUACAAGAGAAAUGAAGAAUAGAUGUAAUAAAUGUUAAAGAAUGAUGCUAAUAAUUAAGUCAAUGAAUUGCUAGAGAAGGUUCAAGGAUUGGAGGAUCUAAUCAAAGCUAAGGAUGAUUAAUUGAAAUAAACUAAGAGUCAUAGUGAAAAAGAUAAAGCUUUGAUGUAAUAAAAGAUGGAAUUCAUGGAGGUUCAAUUGGAUGAAUACAAAAAGUAAAUUGAAGAAAAUAAAAAGUCUCAUGAGGCUAUUAUGAAGGCUUUUGAGAAUUCAAGCAAUGAAUCUACUUAUAAAGUUGAUGCUGCCAAAAUGAAUGACUUAAGAGAACAACAUAGGAGAGAUCUUAAAAAUAUAGAGAAUGAAUAUGAAAGUGUUAAGAAGAGAUUAUAAUAAUAAGUAGAUCAAUUGAAUGAGAGAAAUAGUGAAUUGGAACUGAAAGUUAAAUUUGAGACUGGAGAUCUGAUUAAGGAGAUUGAGAAUCUUAAGGAAUAACUCUAGAGCACAGAAGAACAAAAAAAUAAAUUGCUUGAACAAAAUAAAACUUUAGAUGGAUAGAAAUUAUCAAUAUUGAAUAGAAUAAGAGUUAAGUCAUUAGAAUAAGCUAUGGAUGAAGCUGAUACUAAAACAGCAAGGGAGGUUAAUUUGGCUCAAUCAAAAGCAGAAGAAUCUUUGACUUAGUUGAAGAAUUUCUAUGAAAUUGAAAGGGAAAGAUUGGAAAGAAGAAUAUGUGAGGAGAAAGAGAAGAGCGAAAAGAAAUUCUAAGCUGCUUAAGAAGAAUUCUAUCAUAAACUCAGAGAAACUGAAUAAAAUUACGAAGAAGAAAUCGAAACACUAAAGGAUGACUUAAGAGAUCAAGUAUAACAAUAUACAAAUACAAUUUAAUAAUAUGAUCAUGAGAUUGCUUUGAAGUAGUAAACUAUCGAGAUAUUUGAAAAACAUAUUAAAGAAACUAAAGAAUAACUCAUAUCACUUUAGAAUAACAAUAAUGCUACUUUAGAAUAAUAGAUGAACUCUUUCACUACAGAAAGAAAGAGCUUAAUUUCUAAAAUUGAUGUUCUAUCAAGUUAGUUAAAUAAUCUACAAAAAGAAUUUAUGGCAUUGUAAUAAAAGAAGGAUCUUUUGGAAAAUGAGAAGACAAGGAAGGAAUAAUAAUUUGAAUAAACAAGGAAAGAAUGGUAAGAAGAAAAGAGAGAAUUGAUUGAUAGAUUAGAAGAGACAAAGCAAAGACUUUAAAAGAUGAAUGAUGAAUUUUUAGAGAAGAAGAUUGAAUAUGGCAGAGAAACAGCAUUAAUUUAAUAGUAAAAUGAAUUUUUGUAGAAGAAGAUUGAAGAUUUAUAAAAAUAAAUAGAUACUUAGCAAUCAAGAUUUGAUGAGAAAAUUAAACAAUAAAAGAAUGAAUAUUCAGUAGAAUUAGAAUAAAAAUGGAAAGAGCAUAAGAGGAAAAAACAGCUAUUGAAACUAAAAAGCGAAUAUCAAUAUAAUAAGUAAGCAUCAACUUUAGAGAGAGAGAAAGCAAUCCUAAAUGAAAAGCUAGGACAUUUAGAAUCAAGAAAGAAUGAAUUAGAAUCAAAAAUAAAGGAUGAAUCUGCUAGUGUAGCUUAAUAGCAGGCUGCUUUGAGGGAAUAAAUAGCUACAGACAAGAAAUCAUUGUAGUAAGAAUUAGAAAAAUAUAAAUAAUUUAAUCUUUAAUUGGAAUAAGAAAAGAGCGAAAUUCAUACUAGUUAUGAAAGAGAUAAAGCUUUAUGGGAAGGCAAAUUUUAAUUUUUGGAAUAACAAAAGGAAUAGGCAAAAUAGGAUUUAGUAGAUGCAUUAAAAAAAUUUGAGAUGACUUUAAUGCAUUUAUAAAGAGCUAGAUCAAAUGAAAAGGAUGAGUAAGAAAACAAUUUAAAUGAGUUGUUAUUAAGUGUUGAAAGAAAAUAUUAAUCAUAAAUUGAAGAAGCUAAUCAAACUCAUUAAAGAAUAGUCUAAGAUUAUGAAGAUAAAAUUAGGAGAUUAUAGAAAGAAGUUAAAACUCAUAAAGAUAAGAUUUUAAUUGAUCAGCAUGGAAAAAUUGGUAAUUAAUUAUUGUCAGAAAAGAAGUUUGCUGAAAUGCUAGAUAAUGAAAAGAGAUUAUAAUAAGAAAUAGAAAACAUUAAAUAGGAUAGGGAUCAUAAGAUCUUUGAAUAUUAAAAGAUGUUAGAAUAAGAAAGAGAGAACUUGAAAGCUAAAAUAGUAGAAUUGGAAACAAAAUAUAAGGAGGUUGAGAGUAAAAGGUCAACCCUUAUUUUUGAGUUUGAAAAAGAGAGAGCUAAAUGGUGA